GAGAGGAGAGGAGGAGAGAGGAGCUCCGUCGGCGGACCAGGGAGCGCGUGGAGAGGAAUCCCAGCAGCCCCCACCCCCCCUAGCCCCGGAGAGCGAGAGCCGGACCGGCUGGAUCCCCCUCCUCCCUCGCCCGCUCCCCCCCUGCGGAGGAGGACCCGAGAGAGACCCACGUUGCCACGGGAGAGGCCUCGGUUCAGGGCUGCAGCAUGUUCACUUCAGUGAAGGCCUUCGAGGGGCAGCAGUACUCCACCCUGAAGAGGCAGUGCUUGCAGAGUGGCCUGCUCUUCGAGGACCCCCGCUUCCCCGCCACAGACGACUCGCUCUUUUACCAGGGUAACAGGAUCGGACGUGUCGUCUGGAAGAGGCCUCGGGAGCUGUGUGAGGACCCUCACUUGUUUGUAGAUGGCAUCAGUGCACACGAUCUGCAUCAGGGACAGCUGGGUAACUGCUGGUUUGUCGCAGCGUGUUCCAGCCUGGCCUCCCGAGAGUCUUUGUGGCAAAAGGUCAUUCCAGACUGGAAGGAGCAGGAGUGGGAUACAGAAAAACCAGACUCCUACGCUGGGAUUUUCCACUUUCGCUUCUGGCGCUUCGGGGAGUGGGUGGACGUGGUGAUUGAUGACCGGCUACCGACGGUGGACAACCAGCUGGUUUACUGCCACUCCAACGACAGCAACGAGUUCUGGAGCGCCCUGGUGGAGAAAGCCUAUGCCAAGGUUUACGGCUGCUAUGAGGCUUUGGAUGGGGGGAACACGGCUGACGCACUGGUGGACUUCACGGGUGGUGUUUCUGAGCCCGUGGACCUGCUGGAGGGUCAGAUGGCCACAGACGAGGCGGCCCGUAACCAGCUGUUUGAACGAGUGCUCAAAGUCCACAACAGAGACGGCCUCAUCAGCUGCUCCAUCAGGGCGACCACAAUAGAAGACAUGGAGGCGCGGCUGGACUGCGGUUUGGUCAAAGGCCACGCCUACGCCGUGACAGAUGUACGGAAGGUGCGGCUAGGUCACGGACUGCUGGCCUUCUUCAAGUCGGAGAAGCUGCACAUGAUCCGCAUGAGGAACCCUUGGGGGGAGAAGGAGUGGAGUGGCCCUUGGAGUGACAGUUCGGAGGAGUGGAACAAGGUGAGCAAGAGUGAGAGAGAAAAGCUGGGCGUCACCGUACAGGACGACGGCGAGUUCUGGAUGACAUUUGAUGACUUCUGCCAGUACUUCACUGACCUGAUCCUGUGCCGCCUCAUCAACACCUCCUACCUGAGCAUCCACAAGACCUGGGAGGAGGAGGUGAUGAGGGGCUCCUGGGUCCACCGGCAGGAUCCCCUACGCAACCGAUCCGGAGGCUGCAUCAAUCACAAAGCCACCUUCCUGCAGAACCCCCAGUAUGUGUUUGAUGUGAAGAAGGUGGAGGACGAGGUGCUGAUCUGCUUACAGCAAAAAGAGAAGAGAGCCACACCAAAAGAGGGCAAAUCAGAAAAUCUCGCAAUAGGCUUCGAUAUCCACAGGGUGGAGCUAAAUCGGAAGUACCGUAUGCACACAGCCCAGCAGAAAGUAGCAGGUUCCAUCUACAUCAACUCACGCUGCGUCUUCCUCAGGAAGGAGCUGAAGGAGGGCCGCUACGUCAUCAUUCCCACAACCUUUGACCCCGGGCAGCAGGGUGACUUCCUGCUCCGUGUCUUCACUGAUGUGCCUUCAGACUGCAAAGAGCUGACCCUGGACGAGCCUCCUCAGACAUGUUGGACGGGGAUGUGUGGCUACCCUCAGCUGGUCACUCAGGUCCAUGUACUGAACGCUGAGGGUCUGCAGGGACAGGACUCCAAUGGAGAGCUGCACUGCCUCAAUCCCAAAAAGAGAGCAAGAGCCCAGAGCAAAGCACGAGCUGUAGAUCCCUACGUCAUCAUCACCUGUGAAGGAGAGAGGGUUCGUUCACCAGUUCAUAAGGACACACGGUGCCCAAACUUUGACAUCAAAGGCCUGUUCUACCGCAAGAAGCCCAAGGAGGGCAUCCACAUCGAGAUCUACAACAAGAACAUGAUCGUGGACACCUUCCUGGGUCAGGUGAUCUUGUUCAGCGACCCCAACGAGCGCCAGGAGCAGCACACGCUUCACCUGCGCGACAAAGGCAGCCGCCAGGACAACGACCUCCCGGGCACGCUCACUGUGCGCCUCAUCACGUCCACCACGCUCACCAACAUCUGAAGCGGCAGUUUAUACGAUUGCAAUGAUCGAAGCUCAAGGUGGCGUACGAACCGUGCCCGCCGUUCACCUUCGCCGUUCAUCUUUUAACCGUCGCGGGAGCUCACUGUGUCUUUUUUUUCCUGCCGCUUGCGCUCUCUCUGUGUGUCUCUGUUUUCCUUUGCUUCCUUUAGCUUCACAGGGUUUUAUUUUUGAAGGCCUGCAUCUGUAUAUCCUGAUGGAAGCUGUACAGGGGGUUUGUACAGAAUAUUUUUAAAUACGUUCCUUUCAAAAUUGUUCAUCAGUCACAAAUUUGUUCUUAAAGUAGCAGAAAUCUCUAUCAGAGCAACAGUUUAAGAAACUGAUGAAGUUUUAUCAGUUUUUUUUGCUGUUUUGACCCUUAAUUACAGACUUGUUUUUAUUUCUUCUUAUACUCACACACACACACACACACAUAUACAUGAAUAUAAUACAUAUGCAGACAUCUCUGCACUCUCCAUGCAUGUGCCACUGUUUCCAAGGGCUAUGCAUUGCCUUAAGGCUGAGUUUGUCUCACCUCUUUGAGGAGACGAGGGGAGGUGGGUUAUGUUGAAUACUAUUUAUCUUGGCACAGCCUUGGUUUAGUUUUUUCUUUGUCUCUAAAAGUUUGCAUUAAGCCCUGCUUUUUGCCACAGUGUUAUCAGCUUCUGUCUCCCAAAUGCUCUUUUAUGACUGUGAAUAAUCCUCCCGCCCAGCCAGCCAGCCCAACCACCCAGACACCUCAAGUCUUCAGCAGUUUGCCGGUGCUUUGGAGAGCAUGCAGCAGUCUGUCACUUUUUACGUUGGACUUCAAAGCCAACAGCAGCUCUUCUCUCCCCUCGACUCAGUGCUUUUUCUGUGUUGUUCUGUGAGCGCACCCGCGUGUGUGAAGUCUUGCCUCCCGGUUUCCAUCACUAGCAUCAUUCGAGAAUGCUUUCCGUCGCCGGCUGCUAUGGACGAUCUCUAAACUGCAUGGCUUUUAAAAAGAAAACGAAAAAAAACCCCGAAACUCUCUGCCUGUGCUGCACAUCUCUCUAGUCGUAGCUUAGCAGCCGGUGCUUCUGAUAGUGCUACCCCCUUCCUCCUCCUCAUGCAAACAUCUUUCCUGUCCAGUGGAGUGCAAAGAUUCACCCUGACAUAAAUCAAGUGCUUUAUGGGACCAAAGAGGAGCCAGGCCCCCUUUUCAAACCGGCCUAGCCUGGCCCGGCCCGGCCCAAGCCUAGCGACAAACCGCCACCCCCUGUGCCACAUCAUCUCUUAACGGCAACACCACUGCCUGACGCUUCCUCUGACUUGAGUCUGUCGGCCCGGGCCAAAGACUCACGCCACGUGAUCCCGAAAGACAGCAGCUCUGCAAGCGUGAGUGUGUGAGACUGUGUGUGUGUGUUUGAGUGAAUGGCAUGUUAUACCUGAAAGAAAAAGAUCACAAAGGAAAGGUGUGAACCGAAUAGUAAAAGGGACCUUUUUUGAAGGGAAAAAACACACCUUGCACUUUAUUUCUUUAGCUUUGAGGGGUAAAAAGAAAAACCCUCGGAGACUACGGAGAGAGAGAGAGGAGUGCUUUAGCAGAGGAGACGUCCUGCCAAACAACCUGUGCCAUCGCCUUGUUCCUGGCUUUGCCUCCACAGCAGGAAAACAACUGGGACGAACUGUUGAAUUCAGAUGGUUUUGAAUAUUGAACCAACACUGGUACAGUUUAAUCUUUUCUCUGAUGACAUUUCUCGCGUAGAUCGUGUGGCCAUCCGAUCCGACCUUUUACCAUCCAGUCGGCUUCUUGUGACAGAAAAUAACAGCCUGUGUUUUUUGUUUCUCUUCAAAAGUGCAAUCCAAGUUUUAUAAACUUUUGGUUAUUACGUUUUCCCCCUUAAAAUUUGAAAAAUGUAACUUAUGGUUAUUUUUAAGACAUUUCCUUUGAAUGUAAACCAUUAGUGGACUAAUCUCUCAGACAAAAUAUCAAGCCCCACCCCCCUUUUUUUCAGUGCCCUUUUCCAUGACUUGAACUGUCACUCAUGGCAUUUAAGUGGUCACACAUGUUUGUGUACAGCAUCUUUAUAAAUGUGUCUUGCAUGGGUUAUUUUUCCAAGAUAUCCACAGCCUUGUAUUGUACUGUUCAAUUGUUACUCUAUAUAUUUAUUCUUUCUAUCUCAGAAGUCUUGGAAAUGCUAGUUUUGAGCAGUGAGCAUGUCUACACUUAAAUGCACCUCAUGUCAGUCUGAUCAUGUCAGUCUGUUUAAAGCAGUUGUGUCUUGUACUACAGUGAUGCAUUCAUAAUGCCUCUAGCAUCUGUGAACAUUAGCAGCAGUUGUCAACGACUAUUUAGGUGCUAUUUAUCUUCUUCUUUGUGUUCUUUUUGUUGGUUUCACUCAGAAAGAAAGUGAACGUCAUGUAACAUGAGACUGAAUCUGAAGCGUGUUAACAGUGCAAACAGCCGGUGUUGGAGACUGUAGUGCAGAGCAGUGUGAGAUUAGACAGCCUGCCGGUUUUCAUUUGCAGGGUAUUUCCUCUUUAUUCUGCCAAUCAGUUCCAUGCACUCCUCUGAAAACAGGCAAGCUCUGCAACAUAAAAUUGAUCCUGAAGUUGGAACCUGUGACUAUGGGAAGAGCAGAGGUUACUCCAGCUUUCACCACUUUACGUUUGGCUCCUGAACUUGUUUAAAUAAAGGCAGGCUCUCCGGUGGUAUCGAUGCAGAGUUCCCUCCUAACCAACACCUACUGUGAAAAAGAGGUGUUUGGGUAAACAAAGAAGGCUUUCCCCCUCCCUCACACAGAGAGUGGCCUACUGCAAGGCACUGAAGUCCCAGCUGUGGUUAAUUUAGUUUGGUUAAAAUGAGUUUCUCUUUGUCCAAAACAGUGUAAAGAUCAUUUUUGUCUAUGUGCUAAAAAAAAUUCAGACAGCUCAGAUAAAUGAAUUUAUUGCGGAAGAUUAUCAGUGCCAAAUGUGUGCACGGGUGUUGUGAUACAGAGCUUUUAUUUUUCCGGAAAAAGAAGGAUCUUUUGAUCUUUUGGGUAUUUUCCGAAUCCUUAAAGUAUUUUCUAACCACCAAAUAUUGUUUUUCCCACACAAUAAAAAUUUUCAACCUUUAAGUUGCAGAUGGAAAUUAAAAAAAAAAACAUUAAGGCAAAAACUGCAUUUCAUAUAUCGGCCACUUGGGGCUCCAAAACGAGUCAUUGUGCUCUGUUAAAAAUGCCCAGGUUUACAGAGUUAAAAAAGAAAGUGUGUAUAGUCCAGAACACGAUUUCUGUCUUCGUAUCGAAUGAAUGCGAGAUGAAUGUUCAACUCAUUUGUUUGGAUUUGGUAAUGCUUAAAAUUUAGGGAUGUGGUCGCUUUGUUUGCAGACAACAGCUGUAGUCAGCAGCUGUCUGACUUCACCGCCACCAAACUAAAUCACUCGACCUUGUUUUUGCUCUUGGUGCCUUUUGAUGCAUUUUAAUGGAUUAUCCAAAAGCUCCCCUCCAUCGUCUUUUCUAAAUUCUGGCUCCAAUAAAAUACCAUAGUCGUGGCCAAAACUCUGAUGUGAAGGCUUCAAAAAUGCUGAAUCUACAAACUAAACCGUGUCCAUUUCCAUCUUUAUAUACAGUAGGGCUGCCACGAUUAGUCGACUAGUCACGAUUACGUCGACUAUUAAAAUCGUCGACGACUAAUUUAACAGUC
Messenger RNA from Neolamprologus brichardi, 5834 nucleotides. It is a transcript of the gene capn5b, whose product is annotated as calpain 5b. Gene Ontology annotation, cellular component: cytoplasm. The record is from RefSeq and is a predicted model, not a curated record. Gene Ontology annotation, molecular function: calcium-dependent cysteine-type endopeptidase activity. NCBI's taxonomy places the organism in Eukaryota, Metazoa, Chordata, Actinopteri, Cichliformes, Cichlidae. Gene Ontology annotation, biological process: proteolysis.